This is a messenger RNA of Miniopterus natalensis, 3360 nucleotides long. RefSeq names its product biogenesis of lysosomal organelles complex 1 subunit 5 (gene BLOC1S5). NCBI's taxonomy places the organism in Eukaryota, Metazoa, Chordata, Mammalia, Chiroptera, Miniopteridae. Gene Ontology annotation, cellular component: transport vesicle; BLOC-1 complex. The record is from RefSeq and is a predicted model, not a curated record.
AUGAGUGGCGGAGGAACGGAGACUGCUGCUGCUAGUGAGGCCGCCGCGGGCGGCGGCCACAGGAAGAGGGACUCGCUAGGGACGGCGGGCUCGCCAGCGCACCUCAUUAUCAAGGAUCUUGGAGAAAUUCACUCAAGGCUGUUAGAUCACAGACCAGUUAUUCAAGGUGAAACCCGUUAUUUUGUGAAAGAAUUUGAAGAAAAACGUGGUCUUCGAGAAAUGCGAGUUCUUGAGAAUUUGAAGAAUAUGAUCCAUGAAACCAAUGAGCAUACGCUUCCCAAAUGCAGAGAAACAAUGCAAGACAACUUAAACCAGGUUCUGCAGAGAUUGCAAGCAGCUACUGACUCAGUCUGUAGACUACAACAGAGGGAGCAGGAACGAAAAAAGAUUUAUAAUGACCAUUUAAUAGCUAGUGAAAACCAGCACAUAAUCCAGUGGGAAGAUUUCAUGAAAGAUCAACACAACAAACAGGCUGAAGUGGAUGAAGAACACAGAAAAGCUACGGAGAGGCUUAAAGAGCAAUACGCUGAGAUGGAGAAGGACCUGGCAAAAUUCUCAGCCUUUUAGGAACUUGAACCAUAGCAGUGACAGACUAAUGAGAAAACACUGGCCGCUCCCAGAGAUGAACUAUUCCCACCAAACCGUUUAGCCUCUGCUUCAAGCUUAGCAAUAUAUUCAGUGGCACUCGUAGCAGAAGAAAGAAACCUCUCCUGGAGUCUUAAUUAAAUGUUUAGUAGAAGAGGAGUGCUACAUCUUUCCAGUUUAAGUGCCUACAUAUUAUUUGAAUGGGCAAGGGUAGGAAGAAAAAUGGGAUAAAUUUACUUUUUGUUAGUCAGAAUUGGCUUCUUUUUUAUUGAUUAUCUCAGAGAACUGUAAGUAUAGACUUCUUAGAAAAGUAAUUGAAUUCAUCCUUACACAGAGGUAAUAUUAGUUUGUUAUUGUGGCUUAGAAAGCAGAUAUAAUAGCUGCCCAUUUUAGCCUCUUUGGCUAUUGGGAGAAUGUGUGAAGUGCUAGUCCAUGAGUAAUGUAGACAAAAACAGUGGUCCUUGGAACAGAGAUCACAUUUAAGAGAGGUGAGAGUAAAACAGUCUCUGCUGUGGCCAAGGUGGCCAUGUUGGUCUCUGAGCUGCCUACUGGGGAAGGUUCACAGAUUCUGCAGUGCAGCAUAAUGCCACGUGUUUCACUGAUGACAGGACACACUUGUUAAGUUUUGUGGCCUUCCAGCACUUAAUAUUUUCAGCUUUUAAAACAUGCUUUAAAAGCAUACCAAAAAUAUAGUUGACUGUUAGCAUUUCCAAGAACCAUAAUCUUGCCCAUAGUAUUUACCUCAUUUUUGUGUCUGUUUUGCUAUGGGUGAGCUUUGUAAGACAAAUAAUGUCUGUACAUGUUUCAGCUGUUUGAUGUAAUCAGCCAAAUCUGCAAGGAGUCCCUCUGGAACCAUAUACAGCUUCUGGCUCUGAAUAUGCCAGAAGUAUUUGCCCACAUGGCAAGUAAUCCAUGUUAAAUGUAAAUCCUUUUUAGUGUUUAACGUCGUUCUCAUAAGCAGGUGUAUUAUGGUGAAACGUGUACCAACUCUGUCAUCACUGUGAUCCUUAAAAAUUUGCAUUUAACAGUCUAAUUGAGGAACUAAGUUGAUUUUUUAUUUGCCAUAAAUAAAGCAAAAUUAAAUGCAGUAUUUCAAGAGAUUUAUGGCAAAUGAAUUUGAGGUAUGGAUAAAUCUUUCAGAUAUUUUUAUUGCUCUUCAGUAAAGAAAGGUACAAGAAAGAAAAUACCCAACUCUCUCAUGUAUCUCAGUCUUGCUAGUGCAGAAAGUGACAAUGCUUGCUUGUGUAAAUUUAUGGCUCACUGUCAAAGCUGCAUUCUUGGCUGCAUGUUGAAAAUGUGAUUAAAGUUAAUAGAGGAGAUGAAAUAAGUAUUUGAGAUUUCUUUCAAUAACACUGAACUUCUGCCAACUUUCUCUGUCCGCUACUGUAGGCUUGACAGGUUCAUCAAUCAUCCUCUGGUACCUGGACUAAAAAGAGCACUUGCUGACACUAAGGCAUGUUGGAAUUUUCUUAAUUCUCUUUCAGUGGAUGGAAAAAAAAACACAUACUUCCAAAAAUAUCCCACACAUGAAAAGUGAGGGGAGCCUUAAAUGAAAAUUCCCUUUGUACUGUGGGCAGUUUUUGAAAUGCUGUUAAUUGCCAGUGCAUCAUUGAACAGAUGCCAUAACCAAGAAAUCAGGACUGCAUGUGAGCAGGAAUGUACUCUUAACUGUGGUUAUUCAACUGGUGCAACAGGGAUUUCUGAUAGUAUUUGUCCAUCGCAUAGGAAUAAUAAACACUUUGCCAUAUGAAUUUGUAUUUAUUAUAUAAGGACCGAAGGGAUUUCUUAAACCAAAAAGAAUUGAUGGGCUUUUUUACCUUUAAACAUUUAAGAUACUAACUUCUUUCUUUAGCUAUUCAGUAUAACUUCUAAAAAAGGUGGCUGGGUUGCCAUCCUUUUAACACUUCAGUAGUGAACACUUUCACUUAUAUUUCCCAUUUUCCAAAUCCCUUUUGAUAUGUAUUUUAUACCUAUAAAUUAGCUUUUUAUGUAACAAUUACAUAAUUUACAACAUUUUUGCUGUUUAUGCUAUUGAGCAGAGAUAAUAUGGGUUCUGUGUAGUUCACAAGAUUAUUUUGUUUGAAUAAUGUUUAAGUGCUAUGGAAAUAUUUAUUUUUAAGUUCUGAAUAUUUUCUAUUUUUUAUAAUGACUUUUUUUUUUACUCACGUAUGUGCGGUUUUUGUUUCGUUUCUUAACAUGUAGAUUUUUAAAUUCUGUUCUCAUUAUUGAUUUCUUCUUUAAUUGGAUUGUGGCCAGAGAAUCGGUCCAUAUAAAGUUGAUAUGGUGAAAUUUGUUGAGAUUUUCCUUAUGACCUAAAAUAUGGUCAGUUUUUUGUAAAUGUUUUGUUAGUGCUUGAAAGCCUGCAUAUGUUCCAGUUGUUGGGUGUCUGUUAAACCAAAUUUGUUCAUUGUGUUAUUCAAAUUGUCUCCAUUUGACUGUUGUUUUUCCUUCUAUUUGAUCUCUCAGAUUCUAUGUGUUGAAAUUUUUUAUUUUUUAUUUCUCCCUAUAAAUCUGUCAAUAUUUGUUUUGUAUAUUUUGCAGUUUUGUUAUUAGGUACAUACAAGUUUAGAAUUAUCUUCCAAGUUUAGAAUCAAGUCUUAUAUUUAUAGUCAUCACCUAAGGUUUUUAUUUCAUCCUACAUUGCUUUAAAAUCUAUGCUUUAGAAAAUAUUUAGGCCACACCAGCUGGUUAGUAUUUGUAUGUAUGUGGUUUUUUAUCCUUCUGUUGGACCUUUCUGUUACGUUUUAGAUGUGCCUCAUAAAAAGUGUAAUUUUU